This is a messenger RNA of Caenorhabditis remanei, 276 nucleotides long. RefSeq lists its product as uncharacterized. The record is from RefSeq and is a predicted model, not a curated record. The transcript is spliced from 3 exons. NCBI's taxonomy places the organism in Eukaryota, Metazoa, Nematoda, Chromadorea, Rhabditida, Rhabditidae. Bases 1 to 276 code for a protein of 91 amino acids.
AUGGUCACGACCAGCAGCGGAGGGGGUGGUGGAUACCCCGUCAAUAAUGGUGUUACACAGGUGUCACUGAUUCACUCGUCCGAUUCUGUCCGCACCGUUUCCACCGCUCCAAUCUACCGUCCGACUUCUUCAAUGUCUACAGCGAUCAAAAAGUCUUCGCACACGACAAUGACGGCUCCGUUCAUUUCCGCAAACCCACGAUGUCACGUUGAUUCGUUGGACCAGAAGUCAGUUAUGAAACACGAUGUGACAAACAUCGCAUCCCGACCGCCGUGA